CACAUGCUCAUUGGUGCAGAUGUCUCCUGAACAGCGAGCUCAGAACACACCUACAGCGUGAGGUGUGACUGAAGGUGUGUCUACCUGCGUGCCUCCAAACCCAGCUCCUUCCUCCUCUCAGAGGACUCUCUGCCUUCCCCCGGUGCGCGACUUAACGUACAGCCUUCCCAGCAGCCGCCACCAUGCCUGAGACCGCAGAGUCCCACUCGGUCAACCUCACCACCAACCGCAACUGCACCAUAGAGAUCACCAACGUCAGCGGCGUCUACUGCCUCGUCAACCCAAAGAUUCACAUGGAGAGCGGUUUCACCUUCAGCCCUCCGCAGCCCACCGUGCGCACCACCAAGACCGAGGUGUGCUCCUUCACCAAGGACGACAACACGGCGUCCGGCGCCGUGGGCGUCCUGACCUACGAGCUGUUCGACAUGCGCAGUCGCCACUGCAACGAGCUGAUCGCCGUCAUGUUCUCGGUGCCCUUCGACUACAACUUCUACAAGAACUGGCUGGGCGUGGGCAUCUUCGAGCACACGCACGCCUGCGACGGCAAGCUGUUCGAUCAAAUGUACAACAAGAAGGAUUUCACCAACUUCGUCCGCCACGAGGCCGACGGCUCCGGGGUGAAGUACGAGGGGCGGGUGGUGGACCUGAGGGCCUGCAUGUCGGAUCAGGGCAAAGCCAUCAUCAAACUUGAGUUGUACGACAAGAUGGGCAGAUGAGUCGGUUCGUGCUGCGAUGAGGAUAAAGAGUUCUGCACCAAUUGAUUGCAAAGGUGCGGAAUGAAUUAUAGAACACAGGUGAAGCAAAAGAAAUAUUCCUGUUCAUAUUUCUGUCAUUCCUGUCAUGCAUGGGUGCUUUAAAUAAAAACAAGUCUGACCAA
This is a messenger RNA of Scophthalmus maximus (turbot), 877 nucleotides long. RefSeq names its product bryoporin. The transcript is spliced from 3 exons. The coding region runs from base 183 to 716 and encodes 177 amino acids. The record is from RefSeq and is a predicted model, not a curated record. Gene Ontology annotation, biological process: pore complex assembly; monoatomic cation transport; cytolysis in another organism. Gene Ontology annotation, cellular component: pore complex. NCBI's taxonomy places the organism in Eukaryota, Metazoa, Chordata, Actinopteri, Pleuronectiformes, Scophthalmidae. Gene Ontology annotation, molecular function: channel activity.